Molecule: messenger RNA, 2835 nt
Organism: Delphinapterus leucas (beluga whale)
Lineage: Eukaryota; Metazoa; Chordata; Mammalia; Artiodactyla; Monodontidae
Source: RefSeq, a predicted model, not a curated record
CGGAGAAACCCAAGAAAAAAAUACAGAACACACAGCUAAAGCUAAGAUAGAAGUGUUCGGGGAGCGGACGCCACCAGACAAAUUAUAAGAACGAAUUUGAAAUUUUAUAGCAGACAUUUUGGAGGGUCAACGGUGGACGUGGUGAUUGGGAUUGGAAAAGGAUUUUUCCUCUGGAACCAGACAUAACAAUGGAGAUGGUGCAAACAAAAGUACAUCUUAAGAAAAGGCAAGUGGUGAUCUUCAUUAUAUUGAUUCUUUUGUGGGAGGCAGGUUCAGAAUCGAUUCAGUAUUCUAUACUGGAGGAGACAGAAAGUGGCACAUUUGUGGCCAACCUGACAAAGGACCUGGGACUCACGAUGGGAGAGCUGGCUGCCCGGGCCGCCCGAGUUGUUUUUAAGGGGAAUAGGCAAUAUUUGCAGUUUGAUCCAGAGACCUAUGAUUUGCUGCUAAAUGAAAAACUGGACCGGGAGGAGCUUUGCGGCUCUACUGAGCCCUGUGUGCUACCCUUCCAAGUGUUACUGGAAAAUCCCUUGCAGUUUUUUCAGGCUGCCUUGCUAAUUAGAGAUAUAAAUGACCACGCCCCAGAGUUCCCCGCUAGAGAAAUGCUACUAAAAAUAUCAGAAAUUACUACGCCAGGAAAGGUAUUUCCUUUGAAAAUGGCACAGGAUUUAGACGCUGGUAGCAACAGCCUUCAGAGCUACAAAAUCAGCUCCAAUCCUCACUUCCACGUUCUCACAAGGAACCGCAAGGACGGCAGGAAGUCCCCAGAGCUGGUACUGGACAAGGCGUUGGACCGUGAGGAGCAGCCCGAGCUCAGGCUAAUCCUCACAGCGCUGGAUGGCGGGUUUCCGCCCCGGUCUGGGACCACAAAAAUUCAGAUCGUGGUCUUGGACAUCAAUGACAACGCCCCCGAGUUUGCUCAGGAGUUCUAUGAGGCCCAAGUCCCUGAAAAUAGCUCCCUGGGCUCUCUGGUUCUCACCGUCUCAGCAAGAGAUUUAGACGCAGGAUCCUUUGGGGAGGUAUCUUAUGCCCUAUUUCAAGUCGAUGAUGUUAACCAACCCUUCGAAUUAAACGCAAAUACGGGAGAAAUUCGACUGAGAAAGACAUUGGAUUUUGAGGAAUUUCAAUCAUAUCAGGUGGAUGUUGAGGCCACAGAUGGUGGGGGACUAUCAGGAAAAUGCAGUUUAGUCAUCAAGGUCCUGGACGUGAAUGACAAUGCUCCCGAAUUGACUAUGUCGUCACUUACCAACCCCAUCCCUGAAAACCUGCCUGAGAUCAUAGUGGCAGUUUUCAGUGUAUCAGAUGCAGAUUCUGGACAUAACCAACAGGUUACUUGUUCUAUAGAUGACAAUCUCCCCUUUCUUCUAAGACCAUCCGUUCAAAAUUUCUACACCUUGGUAACAGAAGGAGCGCUGGACAGAGAGAGCAGAGCCCAGUACAACAUCACCAUCACCGUCACCGAUAUGGGAACCCCCAGGCUGAAAACCGAGCACAACAUAACCGUGCUNAACGGCGAGGUGCGCACGGCCCGGCUGCUGAGCGAGCGCGACGCGGCCAAGCACAGGCUGGUGGUACUCGUCAAGGACAAUGGCAAGCCGCCGCUCUCGGCCAGCGUCACGCUGUACGUGCUGCUGGUGGACGGCUUCUCGCGGCCCUACCUGCCGGCCCCGGAAGCGGAAGCGGCGGACGCGGCCCCGGACGCCCCGCUCACCGUCUACCUGGUGGUCGCCUUGGCGUCGGUGUCGUCGCUCUUCCUCUUCUCGGUGCUGGUGUUCGUCGCGGUGCGGCUGUGCAGGAGGGGCGGGGCGACUUCGGUGGGUCGCUGCUCGAUGCCCGAGGGCCCCUUUCCGGGCCACCUGGUGGACGUCAGCGGCACGGGGACCCUGUCCCAGAGCUACCAGUACGAGGUGUGUCUGACGGGAGGCUCUGGGACUUUCAAAUUCCUCAAGCCGGUUGUCCCAAACUUCCUUACUCAAGAUGAGGAGAGGGUUAGUGAGGCAAACCCCAGUUUCAGGAAUAGUUUUGAAUUCAGUUAAAUUUUAAUAAGGGUCUAUGAUGCCGUCUCAGUUAAAUUGUGGAAAGUCCUUUUUUACUACCUUGCCCAUUGGAGUUGUUUUCUUUGUAUUUGAAACGUAACUAUCUUAUUCCAAUUCACCGCAUGUUACUGGUGUUUCUAGAUGUGCUGCUCUGUGGUAUAAUGAAUGCAAAUUUUCCUUCUUACUGUUAAUAUCACUGUAACUUAAUUCGAUUUAAUGUGUGAAAGUAUAUUUUGUAUUUUCUGAAGUCUUUAAUUUUUAGAGCACUUUUUUUCAAAAUUCACCUUCCACAGUCCCUGUGGAAUUUUUUUCUGGUAAUUUUUGCAUUCCUACAUUUUUGAAAGUUUGCAAUAAGUACACAGGGUUACUUUUUCCUACCCAGAAUAUUUGUGUUUGUAUAGAGUAUUCUCUUAGGCUAGUUUAAACUUUCUUCCUGUGAACUCACAUUGGCUAAAACCAUUAACAUAGGUACAUUCAUGAAUAACAAAGCACCCUCUCACACUUUUCUAAAUAUAUACUUCCUUAAAAUGUUCAUACCUGAUAAUUAUGAUUCUUUAGAGAUUGUGAAAACCUUGACUGUUGGAUUCUACAAAUCAUACACAUUAAAAGUCUUCAAUAAAUCAACUACCAAUAUUCUAAAAUGUAGUUAAAUAAAUAGCAAUGUCCAGUCAUUUUCAGACAUGCUAAUUAUUCAUGCUUUUUAUUAAAAAUUUUAAAACCUCUGAUUGUUUCAAUCCCUCCAUUUAAAAAUCUGUCUUAAUUAUUUAAAACCAUCUAUUCUUUGAGUACUUCAUUAAAA